Molecule: messenger RNA, 1080 nt
Organism: Ogataea angusta
Lineage: Eukaryota; Fungi; Ascomycota; Pichiomycetes; Pichiales; Pichiaceae
Exons: 2
Coding region: 1-1080 (359 amino acids)
Cellular component (GO): endomembrane system; membrane
Source: RefSeq, a predicted model, not a curated record
AUGGGUCAGUCAUUUGAGGCUUCCGCAGAGCCCAACGACUCCAAGAGCAGCGUACACAGCUCGCCAAGCGACUUGAGCGUUUCCGGACGCAGCUCGGUCCAGGUUUCGUCGCAAUCGUCUCCGGCGUCGGUAAUGAACUUGCCAUCGAAGCUGAGCCCCAACGAGCUGGAAGAGAUGGACGGCGACGUGGAGGCCUUUCUACAGGUCCUGGAACGCACGGAGGCUCAGCUACAGAACGCCAAAGCCGUGGAGCAGCCGGAAUUGGAGCAGCUGAUUCAAAUGGCAAAACAGACGGUCUUGCGAUUAAAUUUGAGCAAGAACCUGGUCAAGUACCAAUUGAGGAGCAACAUGGAGGAGUACGCAACGGAGCGUCAACUUCUGCUCAAAAACAUCGCCAACAUCGAGAAAAACGUUCACAUAUUACAGAACGAAAACGAAUGCAUAAACAUGAAGAACCUGAAACUGAUCAAAAGCUUGAAGACGCUCAAGAAUGACAGGGUGAAGGCACUCAAGGCGGAAAAUGCGCUUCUACGCAAACAGGUCCAGGACCAGUCGACUCGUAGCCCGACGAUGCUGGAUGCACUAGGAAGACUCGCGGUCCAAGACGACGCAUGCAAGCCUGAGCAUUCCGAUCGUGUCUCCUCUGGUCAGACUAUGCAUUGCGGUGCACGGAUGUUAGUUUUCCAUUUUCUAUUUCUAAAUUGUAGUAGCACCACAAAUAAAUAUUUCAUCAUGGAGACUCUAGUACUUGUUGCCAUUGUGGUGAUUCUGGCCACUUUCUUCCUGGGAAGCACUAUAUUUGCACCCUCGCGAACAGUGGAAAUCAAUCCCGCGUCAGACGAUGUGGCUGUGGAGGAGCAGGAGUUCACUCCUCGUACUUUGUAUAAGUACAAUGGGUUUGAUCUCGAGCAGAUUUACAUUGCAGUGAAGGGCAAUGUGUACGAUGUCUCGAAGGCCAGACAAUUUUACGGCCCAUCAGGACCAUACUCGAAUUUUGCUGGCCACGACGCAUCUCGUGGACUGGCGAAAAACUCGUUUGACGAGUGUAAGUAUCUACCGUUUGUCUCAACUAACGUAUAG